Periconia digitata is the source of this 1275-nucleotide messenger RNA. The record is from the annotation of a GenBank genome assembly. Lineage: Eukaryota; Fungi; Ascomycota; Dothideomycetes; Pleosporales; Periconiaceae.
ACACUGUGGUUCCGGCCGGCAUCGGCACCCACUUUUAGCCCUUUUAACAAUUUCGAACCAGCAAUCGAGAGCACUUUCGAAUCCCACCCCGAAAAGAAAGCAAUGUCGACAGUCGCAUCGCCCGUCAGGUUAUGCCGACUCCAUAGUAGCCGUUUCAUCCGGCAAUCUACCGUGCACAAAGCCACAUUGCCCUCAAUAAGUCCUCGCAUUAGAUCGGUGUUGAACAGAGACGCUUUCCGAAAAAAGCAAACUACUACUUUCACCAGCGUUGAAUUUUUUCGUGGGCUCCACGUGAUGAGUCAACAGCACCAGACAUCAACCAAAAUCACAACUACUACAUCCAACACCAACAAGAGAACCAUCAGCGCAAGCCACACCCCGAAUUCCGAACGCGAAGAACUCCAGCUCAAGAGAAUGGCGGCCGCAAAACCUGGAGAUGACCACUUCCUCACGCUCUCGUGCCCCGACAAACCAGGCAUCGUGCACGCCGUGACGGCAAUCCUCGCCGCCCAAAACCUCACCAUCCUCGACCUCCAGCAAUUCUCAGACCGAGACUCAAACACCUUCUUCAUGCGCGUGCACUUUGGCCACACGUCCGAUCUCUCCGCGUUCCACGCGCCCAUGGCCUCACUCGCAAAGGACAUGCAAAUGGACUACGACGUGCGCGCCGUCGUCUCCAAGCCAAAAGUCCUCAUCAUGGUCUCCAAGAUCGGCCACUGCUUAAACGACCUUUUAUUCCGCGUUAAGAGCGGCCAGCUCAAAAUCGAGAUCCCCGCCAUCGUCAGCAACCACCCGGAAUUCGCAGAUCUGGCAAAGAGCUACGGGAUCCCUUUUUACCACCUCCCCGUGACCAAGGACACCAAGGCCGAGCAGGAAUCCCGCAUCCUCGAACUCAUCAGCGAGUACAAUAUCGAUCUCGUCGUCCUGGCCAGAUACAUGCAAGUCCUCUCCCCACGCCUCUGCUCGGAAAUGUCCGGCAAGAUCAUCAACAUCCAUCAUUCUUUCUUGCCGAGUUUCAAGGGCGCGAAGCCCUAUCACCAGGCGUACGAGAGGGGUGUCAAGAUUAUCGGAGCCACGGCGCAUUUCGUGACCAAGGAUUUGGACGAGGGGCCGAUUAUUGAGCAGCGGGUUGCUAGGGUCGACCAUGCGCUUUCGCCAAAGGAGUUGGUCGAGGAAGGAAGUAAUGUUGAGAGCCAGGUGCUGGCUGCGGCCGUCAAGUGGUGGAGUGAGAAGAAGGUGUUUUUGAAUGGUGCGAAGACUGUUGUGUUCAAUUAA